Phaeoacremonium minimum UCRPA7 is the source of this 1464-nucleotide messenger RNA. RefSeq names its product putative xenobiotic compound family protein. The record is from RefSeq and is a predicted model, not a curated record. The transcript is spliced from 6 exons. The coding region runs from base 1 to 1464 and encodes 487 amino acids. Gene Ontology annotation, molecular function: monooxygenase activity; oxidoreductase activity, acting on paired donors, with incorporation or reduction of molecular oxygen. NCBI's taxonomy places the organism in Eukaryota, Fungi, Ascomycota, Sordariomycetes, Togniniales, Togniniaceae.
AUGUCACAUGUAGACGCAACAAAGAAUGCAGGUAGCACGGAUGGCGAUAAGCCAAAGAAGAAGAUCUUGCUGAACGGUUUUGAUAUGUUCACUGUCGGACACCUUUCCUUUGGCCAAUGGCGUAAUCCAAAGGAUCGAGCGAAGGACAAGCGACGCGAUCUCUCGUACUGGACUGACUUGGCGAAAUUACUUGAUAAGGGUGGCUUUACGUCUUUGUUUUUGGCCGACACAUUCGGUCCAUAUGACGUAUAUAAGGGCAGUGCAGAACCAUCAAUUCGGACUGGCAGUCAGUGGCCGAUGGCGGAUCCCGUUAUACCUGUCUCUGCUAUGGCCGCAGUGACUAAGAAUCUCGGCUUCGCGAUUACUACUUCGACUUCAUAUGAGCAACCAUAUGUUGUCGCCAAACGAUUUGCGACUCUGGAUCAUCUAACUAAUGGCCGAUUCGGGUGGAACAUCGUCACUAGCUGGAAGGAGUCCGCCUCGAAAGCGGUUGGCCUUCCAUUAGUGGAACAUGACAAACGGUACGAGAAUGCCGAUGAGUAUUUGCAAGUGUUAUACAAGUUAUGGGAGGGAUCAUGGUCAGAUUUGGCCUUAAAGGAAGACCGAGAGAAUGGAGUCUAUGCAGACUUUGACCAGAUUCGUACUAUCCAUCAUCAUGGCAAAUUCAACGUGGACGCACGCUUUAUUGUCGAUCCGUCACCACAAAGAACGCCAGUAUUGUUUCAAGCGGGCACAUCACCUGCUGGUAUCAAGUUUGGCGCAACUCACGCUGAAGGCAUCUUCGUUUCCGGUCUCUCACCGCAUGUAGUCGCUCCUCGGGUCAGGGCAAUUCGUGAGGCCGCUGCAGCAGCAGGUCGUGACCCAGCCUCGGUUAAGAUCUUUGCGAUGAUUACACCAAUCAUUGGCAAGGACGAAGAAGAUGCCAAGCGCAAGUACGAGGAGGCUCUGAAAUAUGUCCUGAUUGAAGGCGGACUGGCGCAAUUCUCAGCUGGCUCUGGCAUUGACGUCUCCAAAUUCGACCUGGAUCACGAGUUGACUGAGAAAGACAUUUCGCAGCUUCAGCGAGUGCAGUCAUCAAUAUACAAUCUCCAAUAUCGUGGCGAAGAUGUUCCAAAGCUGACACCGCGGAAUUUAGGUACAGUGGCUGCCAUCGGAGGAACAGGAGCAAUGCCCGUUGGUACAGCUAGUCAGGUAGCCGAUGCGUUUGAGCAGUGGAUCGACAUCGCGGACGUUGAUGGAUUCAAUCUAGGCUAUGUGAUUACACCCGGGAGCUUUGAGGAUGCUGUAGAGUUGCUGGUGCCCGAGCUAAGACGUAGGGGGUUGCUGGCAGAGGCAAUUCCAGAAGAUGCACCUCAACAGACAUUACGCGAGCAGAUCUAUGGAGUUGGACAAAAGGGAUUGCGGAAGGACCAUCCCGGUUAUAAGUUCAAGUAUGGGACGUAUGAAGCCAAUCAGGCCGACUAG